ACAGGAAUCGAUCCCAGACCGAUCGCGCAUCAGGCGUGCACUUUACCACUGGGCUACGGAGGUAUGCUAAAGAUUUACUAUCAAUACUAUUUUUGAUUCAGAAUUAUUGGAGGGUGGGUGCUAUAGCCACCAGCUCCCCCCGCCCCUUCUCCGCAGUGACUGUGGUGGUCUUAUUAAACAAUUAAUUUAACAACACGAACUUUAACUUUAAACUUUAAUCAUUAUGCAAAUGUGAUAUACCACCGUUAAACCUCUACGUCAUAAUAUACCGUCUCAGACAUUGCAGCAAACGUAAACGAAUUACCUCUGUAUAGUAGACAAAAAACACAAAAAAACAGAUCCCGAAGUCUCUUUCAACUCCGCUUUUCAGCUAACACUCGCUCUGUCUAUUUUUGUUACUGGCGCGAGCAGUGCCUGUUUUAUUACAACGCUGGAUAUUUUUGGGGAGCACUUUGCCAGAAGGCCGGAGCUGAACGAAACGCUAGUCCCGCAGCUAAACGCAGACGCGAGCGUUUUCGCGCCAACAUUGUAGAAUUGAUCUACAGGGGACCAAGGGCAAGGGAAAACACGAAGAAAUGUUCGUCAUAGGAUUACUGUGGGUCGCGAGUUUCAUGGGCCAUAUUGUCUGCUCGGCUAGUGCGGGUGUGAACGCGGACUCGUACCUGGAGGAGGCAGGGCAGAUCUACUCGACGAUCUUCCACAAGUACAACGAGAAGGUGCACCCCCCGGACAUGUUCCCCAACCCGCUCAUCGUCAACGUGAACGCCACGUUCAUGCACAUCCGGGACCUCGACAUCAUGAGGCAGGAGAUGGAGAGCAUCAUUGACCUGCAGAUUAAAUGGCGUGACAAGCGACUGGCAUGGUAUCCUUACCAGGUCUCCAACAUCUCGGCCAACAUCAGCACCGUGUGGUCACCUAACAUCGCCUACACCAACAUUGCUGUUCCUGCAAAGCCGAUGUUCAACCCUAAGGUCAACAUUGGGUCAAAUGGGGAGAUAACCUGGCGACGAAGGGAGACAAUCGUAACUACGUGCAAGACUCAACUGAGGAACAACACCCAAGUUUGCAUGAUAACUCUCGGGUUCGUUGGUUCGGAUUUUCCGGAGACAUUCGGAAACGGAACUGCGUUCACGGUAGCUGAUCGUUUCGGAAACCAUAUGUGGGAAAUUCUCGACUAUGACGUAGAUCGCAAUGACGAAGACACGAACGUAGCAUUUAUACUGACUGUACAGAAAAAAUACUUUGAAAACGGUGGUAACAUGGAGGGAGGGAAUUGCAGCCUCGCCCUCCAGUAUAACCCAAAUAGUGCCUACGUCAUCAAUUCCAGUGUCUUUUCUGUGUUCCUUCUGUUUCUUGGUUACUACUGUCUAACAUCAUUUUUGUAACUCUUCGCUUUAUUUCUCUAAAAUCCGGACCGUGCCUAGCGGGGCUGCAGAAGGGAACUUUACCCCAAACCCCUGAAAAAAAUAAACUUUUAAUUUUAGAACUUCCCUUUUCAUCCAUCUGGAAAAAGCCUUAUAUUACUGUGCCUUGAAUUUGGUUUUUACUUGUCUCCCACCCCCGUAAUUUCAGGUUAGGUGUGGUCCUGUUGGUUUGAUUCUGGUAAAAUCGUUAACUCUACAAUCUGCAAAUGGUACCAGAAAUGUCACAUAGAAAUAGUACCAGAAGUGGGAUAUAAAAAUGUUAAACGAGUUCCCGUUACAUACUGUUUAUACUACAACGUGUGUCUUUUCAGAUGUCCAAAACGAGCGAAGGCAAGUAAGCGCCAUAUCACGACUUGGAGCACCCUAAUAUAGCCCUGUUUAGGAAAUAGUACUUCAUUAAAAAUGGUUUAAUAAUAACAAAAUGCCUUCUUCAAAUCGUUAUUUGAUGAUUACUAAUAGGCUGACCUCUGUAGUAUUUAAAUAAACUAUUAAAUUUGAAGUUACUCGUCAUUUUUAGUACUAAACAAACACACACACACACACACACACACACACACACACACACAAAUAUCAAAUUCUAUGUAAUAUAAUGUACUAACUGCAUUAAAUGUGUUUGUAAAGUCGGACUUUUAAAACAGACGUGCCUUAAAUUAUUGCUUCAAAUAGGUUUUUCUUUUUUCAACAUAAAACUCAUUGUAUUAAAAAUGUUUUGAAAUUCCACAUAAUGUAAUGCAUUAAAUGCGUUUGUAAAGUCGGAAUAUUGAAAUAGACGUGCUUUAAAUUAUUGCUUCAAAUAGGCUCAUUGUAGGCGAAACGUUUUUCAAGGCCACAUGAAGUAGCCUAAUGUACACACUGCAUUAAAUACGUUUGUAAAGUCGCUUUACUAAAAAACUAAUAGACCUGCUUUGUAGGCCACAAGCCAAAUAUUGUCAUCAUGCACUACCCACUUCCAGCCAUUGCCAAACUGACACACUCUAUAACACUGUGGGGGGGGGGGGCUAGGUUGCGUGUUUAUGGCGGGAAGCAUAGGACAUCCUGCGCAUAAAUUAACUGGUAACAGUUAAACUGAAAUUCAGUAUCCAUUGUAGGGCCUCCCAAAAGUCCAAAACAUUGAGUGUCCAAAACUCGAGUGUCAAAUUCGACCCGGACCCGAUGAUAACGAGAUUUAAAAAUAAAGUAGAAUAGCAUAAUACAUCUCAAUUCCAGCGCUGAACAUGGAUGCCAAAUCAUGCUAUUGUACUGGAUAUAGUCUUAGAGAGGAAACCCGCUACAUUUUUUGUUCCAUUAGUAGCAAGGGAUAAAAAAAAAUGCACCAUCCCAUAG
Gigantopelta aegis is the source of this 2747-nucleotide messenger RNA. Its product is annotated as acetylcholine receptor subunit beta-type acr-2-like. NCBI's taxonomy places the organism in Eukaryota, Metazoa, Mollusca, Gastropoda, Neomphalida, Peltospiridae. The record is from RefSeq and is a predicted model, not a curated record. The transcript is spliced from 4 exons. Gene Ontology annotation, molecular function: extracellular ligand-gated monoatomic ion channel activity. Bases 576 to 1385 code for a protein of 269 amino acids. Gene Ontology annotation, cellular component: membrane. Gene Ontology annotation, biological process: monoatomic ion transport.